This is a messenger RNA of Glycine soja, 1074 nucleotides long. RefSeq lists its product as uncharacterized. NCBI's taxonomy places the organism in Eukaryota, Viridiplantae, Streptophyta, Magnoliopsida, Fabales, Fabaceae. The transcript has a single exon. Gene Ontology annotation, molecular function: nucleic acid binding; zinc ion binding. The coding region runs from base 1 to 1074 and encodes 357 amino acids. The record is from RefSeq and is a predicted model, not a curated record.
AUGAAGUUGAGCACAAAUGGAGGAAAUGUCCCUGCGCAAUUGCUGGUUCUUGAUGGAAAAAAUUGGGAGCGGUGGCAUAUUCAAAUGAAGGCGUUGUUUGAAUUUCAAGACGUGAUGGGGGUAGUGAAGAAUGGCGUAGCAGCGGAACCAGCAGAACUCGCUACUGAGGUGGUGAGGAAUGCAUACAAGGAUAGCAAGAAGAAGAAUGCGAAGGCAAUAUUCUUUCUGCAUCAGAGUGUAGAUGAUGCGAAUUUCAAUCUGAUCUCGAAGGCGACCUCAGCGAAGCAGGCCUGGGAUAAACUUGAGAAAUGUUAUGCUGGUGGAGAUCGAAUCAAGAAGGUGAAACUUCAAGUGUUGCAGCGACAGUUUGACUCAAUGACGAUGGAAGAGAAUGAGAAGAUUGCUGACUUCUUUGCACGAGUAAAGGUAGUCACCAAUCAGAUGGCUACACAAGGUGAGACUCUAACUGAUGGAAAAUUUUGUGAGAAAAUUACUCGAUCUCUGCUGGAAAAAUAUGAUUAUAUAGUAUGUGCAAUUGAGGAAUCCAAGGAAAUAAGUGAAAUGAGUUUAGAAGAAUUGCAAAGUUCACUAGAAGCUAGAGAACUUAGAUUGCUAGAGAGAAAUAAGAAGAAAAUUGUUGAACAAGCCUUAUUGGCUCAAUCUAGUAACAAGAAUCCUGGCGACAGUAACAGAGGAAGAAGUGGUUUUAGAGGAAGAGGUCAUGGUAGGAACAAUAAAGGAAGAAGUGGCUAUGUUUCUAGUAGUGGAAGAGGCCAGAAUAAUGUUGAAAAUAAACCUGAUCAGUCGCAGAGAGGCAGGGGCAGAGGCUACUAUCGAGGUGGUAGCAAUGGCAGAGGAAGAGGUGGUAGGAAAAUGUUUGAUAAACAGAACAUCCAAUGUUAUAAUUGUGAUAGGUGGGGACACUUUGCAGAUGAGUGUUAUGCGAAGAAGGAUUCCCUAGGUGAUGAGGCAAAUCUUGCCAAAGGUGAUGAUGAAGAAAAUGAGCUAGUGAUGCUCAUGGUGACUACUGCAGAUCAAGUAUGCACCAUUGAUGAAUGGUACCUUGACACAUGA